GAAAUUUUUAUUUUUUGUGACAAUCCGAAGAAUUUUCAUGAAGAAAAAAAGAAGAGUGAUAAAGAGAGUGAGAAAUGUGAAAAUAAGACAUGCGUCUUAACUAAGCCAAAACCAAAUCUCUCUUAUUACCCUUUUUACACACACCUCUCUUUCCUCAAAAACCCUAGAUCUCUCCCUCUCUCUCUCUCUCUCUCUCCAUCUCUUGUCUUUGCCUUUUACGAAGCUUCCCUUCCCUUAGUUUAUACAUUACUCUCAGCUCUCUUUAUUUCACUCAGCUUCACGUUGAAGACGAGUUUCUCUAUUUGCCAGAUCUGUUAUCUUUCACAUUUCUGGUGAUUGCUUCUCUAAUUUCGUUCUGGGUUUUACUGUUUCCAUCUGAAAUUUACCUCAUUUCUUCGUGGGUUUUAUCUGAAUUCCGUUAAUUCCCAAGUUCUAGUGUAUGAUCUCGUUGAAAUCGAGUUAAAAAUCUGAUCUUUACUCUUGAUUCUGCAGAUCUGUUUGAAGAAAGCUAUGACUUGUGUUUGAUAAAGAGAGAAGCAAAAAAAGGAACAGUUUUUAUAUAAAGAUAUUUGCUUUAUUUGUUUGUUCUUAAUUGUUGCCACGAAAAUGGCAAUGCCACCACCUGGAAAUGUUACUACUCCGUCUGAGAAAUUGCAGUUUCCUCCUCCGGCAAAUUGGAUCCCAGACGAGCGAGAUGGGUUUAUCUCCUGGCUUCGUGCGGAGUUCGCUGCGGCUAACGCGAUCAUCGAUUCGCUUUGUCAGCAUCUACAAGCGGUUGGGGAUCACAACGAGUACGAAUCCGUGAUCGGAAGCAUUCAUCAUCGUCGCUUAGCCUGGUCUCAAGUGCUUACUAUGCAGCAGUUUUUCCCAGUUGCAGAUGUUUCUUACAAUCUUCAGCAGAUUGCUUGGAAAAGGCAACAGCAAAUGCCACCUCAAAGGCAUUACAAUUCUGAUCAAGUUGGGAAAUUUGGAGCAAGGAGAUCAGGGCCUGGGUUUAACAAGCAUCAUGGUGGUGGUGGGGGUUACAGAGGAGCUGAUUCGAUGGCGAGAAAUGGGCAUAAUUUCAAUGGCGUUAACAGUGAUCGUGUUGAGCAUCGGGAGGAAGCUAAGUUGGCAAGUGAUGUUAAGGCAUUGUCUGUUGCAGAAGAGAAGAGAGAUGGUAGCGAGAAACCGAGGAGUGAUAGUAAAGUUGAGAAAAAAUUGGAAGAAUCUGAAACUCAAGAGGAGAUAGUGAAGAACCAUAAGUGUAACUCGGGUUCUAAAGAUAACAGUCUCAUUUCUGAGCAAAAGCAGGAGGAGAACGAUAAAGAGUGUCCUGCAAGCAUGGCAAAGACUUUUGUGGUUCAAGAGAUGUAUGAUGCAAAAAUGGUUAAUGUUGUCGAAGGAUUGAAGCUAUACGACAAAAUGCUUGACGCAAACGAAGUUUCUCAACUCGUUUCUCUUGUAACCAAUCUGAGACUUGCUGGAAGAAGAGGUCAACUUCAAAGUGAGGCAUAUGUGGGUUAUAAACGGCCAAAUAGAGGACAUGGACGUGAGAUGAUCCAACUCGGUCUUCCUAUAGCUGAUACGCCGCCUGAUGAUGAUAGUAUCAAAGAUCGAAGAAUAGAGCCAAUCCCAUCAGCUCUUUCAGACAUCAUUGAACGUUUGGUCUCAAAGCAAAUCAUACCUGUGAAACCAGACGCAUGCAUCAUUGAUUUCUUCAGCGAGGGAGAUCACUCGCAGCCUCAUAUGUUUGUUCCCUGGUUUGGACGACCCAUCAGUGUCUUGUCCUUGUCUGAAUGUGAUUAUACAUUUGGAAGAGUCAUUGUCUCUGAAAAUCCCGGCGACUACAAAGGCUCUCUCAAGCUGUCUCUCACUCCCGGAUCGGUUCUUUUGGUGGAAGGCAAAUCCGCAAAUCUUGCUAAGUAUGCAAUUCACGCAACCCGAAAGCAACGGAUACUCAUUAGCUUCAUCAAAUCUAAACCGAGAAACUCUAACUGGGGACCACCGCCGAGCAGAUCGCCAAAUCAGCACAUCCGUCACCCAACCGGCCCACCUAAACACUACCCUGUUGUUAUCCCGUCCACUGGUGUCUUGCCCACUCCGUCUCACCGCCCACCAAACGGAGCUGUUCAACCGAUUUUCAUCCCUCCUUCUCCUCCACUUGCCUCUCCAAUGCCGUUCCCAGGUGGUGUACCAACCGGGCCGCCUGUCUGGCCACUGCUGCCACCUCAUCCACGACACCAGACAGCACCACAACCUCGAAUGCCCAUCCCAGGCACUGGUGUGUUCCUCCCACCCGGUUCAAAUCAAGAACUGGCUGACAACAGCAACGGAACAGAAGGAAAAUUAGAUUUGAAGGCGAAAGAAGAAGCUCGUAACGGAUUUGGUGAAGGGGAAUGCGAUGGCAGUAACGGUAAACAGAGCAAUUAGUAGCUGAAGAAGAGAAGAUAGAGCAAAGAGAGAGAAUAGUUUUUGGGAGAUGAAAUCUGAGGUGCAGUUUACAAACUGUUAAAAGAGCGGUGAAUUCGAUGAAAUGUCGUUUUGUUUUUGCCACUUGAGAAAUUAUUUUUAGGAGAGUCAAAACAAGGAAAAGUUACCCGUUUUCUACUCUCUUCUCUAAAAUCAUUCAUCUAUAUCCUUUCCUUUCUAUUCAAAUUCUAUCUCUGCCUCGUUUCGACUGAAUCAUAAUAUCUUCUUACACAUGCAUAUAUAUAUAUACCUUUGUUUUUCUCCAAAGUGUCUCAAGAUUCUCAAGAAAGUUACUUUUUUUUUUUCUUCUUGGAAUAUUUUUUGGGAUUCGAAAGCUAAGAUAUGAAGCCUUUAUCUCUGUUGUGUGAUACAAGUUCAGCUGUGUGUUCGGUCCCAUGGUUCAUGGCAGUGGCCCAUGUCUUCAUUCCUUUGUCC
Arabidopsis thaliana (thale cress) is the source of this 2886-nucleotide messenger RNA. RefSeq names its product hydroxyproline-rich glycoprotein family protein. The record is from RefSeq and is marked reviewed. The transcript has 8 exons. Gene Ontology annotation, molecular function: mRNA binding; demethylase activity. The coding region runs from base 607 to 2412 and encodes 601 amino acids. Gene Ontology annotation, biological process: mRNA catabolic process. NCBI's taxonomy places the organism in Eukaryota, Viridiplantae, Streptophyta, Magnoliopsida, Brassicales, Brassicaceae.